Aspergillus ibericus CBS 121593 is the source of this 4571-nucleotide messenger RNA. RefSeq lists its product as uncharacterized. Lineage: Eukaryota; Fungi; Ascomycota; Eurotiomycetes; Eurotiales; Aspergillaceae. The coding region runs from base 397 to 4359 and encodes 1320 amino acids. The record is from RefSeq and is a predicted model, not a curated record. The transcript is spliced from 4 exons.
ACGCUGGUUGGAGGGCGGCGGGCCUGUGAGAGGGCGAGGACGAGGGUUAAGCGCCGGCCUCAGGCCGCCUGUGAUCAAACCGGCCGGGCUGCAGCUGGUGGGAUGCACUAGUCCUCUGAAGAGUCAAGACCUGCACCCUUUUCCCUUCUCCCCGCCCACGGCUUGUUGCCUCGUGUGCUAUUUUUAUACCCAGGAUGCAUCGCGUUGUCUCCACGGUCAGUGGAUCGAACCCACGAUGCCCGUCGAACGGUUGAUACAUACCGACUGGACCUGCUGGGCCUGCAAGCCGCCGCCGCCUCUGGUUGGGUCAGGCCGCUGCUGUUGCAAAGAAUAGAAAUCGCCCUCAGCCCUCAGCCAUGGCUCCGUGUUCGGUUGGCCCUGCAUCCUUCCGUUAGUAUGAAUAGCUGGCGAUCUUCGAGCAAUGCUGGCGACGAGCCGCCGUCUGGUGCAUAUUCCCUCAGCGGCUGGCCAACACCUCAUACCACCAGCACCCAACCGUCUCCUAGUCGCCGAGAGCAUGCCGUACAGCCCCCUCCUCUGACAACAACGUUAAGUGGCCAUCAGUUUCAGGGACUUGGGCUGGCACUGGGAGCAGGCUACACAGGCACGCCUCUCUCGUCGACUUCGUUGUCCAGUCCAUUCACCCAAGGCUCGCCCGCCGUAGCCUCGCCUGGGGGGGCGGCAAUCGGAUCAUCACCAAUGGCAUCGAGACAGUACAACGUGCCUUACAAUCCACAGGAUUGGGGUCCUGUGGGUAAUGGGUCACUGAAUGCUGGCCAAGCUUCGUAUCCACAAGCAAAUAACAUGCUACGGAUUGUCUCCCAGCCACGGUCAACCGGACCUCGCUCAGAUGCAUCUUUAUCGCCUCCGCCUCCGCCCUACUCACCUCCAAGUCAACAACAUCAGAGAGACAAUGUCAGCCAGAAUGCUUCCUCAAUGGGCUCGACAUCGCCGAGCAUUGGCUCCUCCUUCAAUGGGACAGCGCGGGAUGCCUCAUUGGAUUAUCGACAACGUCGCCUUCCCCGAACUCGCCCUCUGUCCAUGGCUGUGCCAAGUGAGACAGGCCACAACAGACGAGUCUCGUUACCUCCGCCUCCACCGCUACCCCCAAGCAUCUCAUCCAGAUCUUCUUCUCAAAAUCGAGUUGACGCCUACGGAGAACCGACCUCGGUUAUGGCAGGAUCGAGGCCGCACAUUGUGGUUUCACCAGAAAACCUACGUUUCGCCCAAUUGACCGACGAGAACCACAUGUUUGAGACCGCCCAAUCUUUUGAUACGGACCGCCCUCCAGCUGCAAGAAGGGCUGUUUCAGCUGGACCUGCUGUGAACAGUGCGAGCUCAUCGAGGGCUCAUAGUCAGUCUGGAACCCGGUCCCCCUCGGGACCUGGUUGGGAGCCAGGGAUGCCUCUGCCACCACCACCUCCUGGACCACCACCAGCAACAAGAUCGCAGAGUGUGAGUGGGCGAUCCGAUCCAUCGUCUUUCCGGAAUUCGCAAGCUCCUGUCAGAACAGGCAGGGCGCGGCCUCCCCCGGUUCUUGGCACAAGUCUUGACAGCAUUCCACCAACACCAGCUGGUUGGGUGGACGAAGGAUCAGCUGAGGCUAAGAGCAAAGGAGACAGACUUCCACUUACCAUUGACACAGCAACGACAUCGAGCGUGGGUGGGCCAGAAUCUCUCGAGUCGUCCCGCACGUCCCAAAAUCCCAAUAGUGGUGGUCUUUUUCGGAGCCCAGCUAUCAAAGAUCCGAACGCUAAAGGCAUUCGAGAAAGGAGAAUCGAACGUCGGAACAGGCAGAGCCAGGUGUUCGAUAACCUCAGUGCUGUCUCCAUGAGCAGCAACCCCUGGGCUGAAGCUCUUGAACAACUCAAGCCCUCCAACCUGGUCUUGGGAGAAUCGGGCGUGGAUUCAGAUAAUGCUCGAACCCAGUCUUCGGCAAAGUUCACGCCUCGUAGCACUCGGAGCAUUGGCUCUGAUGGGCCGCCGCAGGUCACCUCACGGUCACGAGCCUCUUCUGGGGGCUUAUUUUCGAAUCGAUCCUGCUCCACCCCUAAGGCAGAGCCAAGCCCUCAGGGGCCGACCUCUACUUCGGGGUUUGCGCAAACACCGCCGUUUUCCCCAGGCACCGAAAGGUCGUCUACAUUUCCCAAACGAACAUCGCCAGCAUUGCCCCCCAAAGCAUUGCCAACGCCUCCGCUGCAAUCCGGGCAAGACACAACGCCCUCCCGACCCGGGUCCAAGGAAGACCGACCGGUAUCGCAUAUACUGCACUUGCCAAACGAUGCUGUCACCACGGUCUCUCCCUUAGCCCCGCGUCGUGUGAUAACACAGCAAGGGCCCUCCCUUGACUCGGUUGUAAAUCGCGACGACGAAUUUGUCCGAAGUGCCAUGCAGAGACAUCGCGAGUUCAUUGAAAAGGAGGCCGACUCCGUGGACGAGAAAGAGGCAUUGCGGUUGUUUGCCGAGUUUAUCAUCUCCGAAUCCCAAAUCAGACGUGAGAGAUAUGCUAAAGUGUGGAAUCUCGAUUCCUUCGACGUCGAAGAUGUUCGCCGUAAAUUGUUUGUAUGCCCUCCCAAACCGGUGUUAAUACAGCAGGCAAGCCAGGUAGCACCUGGGCCGUCGUCUAGGAGGGCAUCUAAUCCUGGAGUACCCAAACUGGAUAUACCUCAGACACGCCCAGAAUCCGCGUGGUGGAGCAACUACAAACCAUGCCUCUCGCCAAUCGCAAGCCUGGGAUUGAGCAAUGACGAGAUGAGUUCGCGGGGGCGGGCGCCUAGUCGUUGGUGGGAGUCAAAGACCGGAUCUAGCAGUGAAGGGGGGGAGCGAAGAGUGCAGCGUUCAAAGAGGGAGACCAAAUAUAUGGGGUUAUCGCGUGGAGCCCUGCAAUGGGAAGAGAGCCAGGGCUCGUCUGACACAGGGAACGCUGGCGCGUCCAAUGGGGCCAAUCAAUUCGCCGAGUACGGCCCCGAUGAAUACCCUCCCGAAAAGGUUGGAUGGCACGAGGAGCCUGCUCUGGCGGACUAUCCUAACAACGUCCGUCCUGGGUUUAUCAGGCGAUCGGAAGAGGCACAGAAAAUGGACGUCUCAAGGCUGAUUACCUUGCCACCGCCAUACCCCAGGCACUAUCCCGCUGUCAACAAUAGCCACCCUGAUCUCGUUACUUACCGGACGUUGGUCCGAUCAAUAACAGAUUUGACGGAGAUCAAGGCCACCAGACAACGGCACCAAACAGAGAUGGAUGUUUUGUUCCAAGGCCACCAGGCACGAGUCAAAGAGGGUCGUCGGCAGUUCAAGGCCAACAUCCAAAGCCAGAUCCAACAAGGCAGUAUCACAUUCGCAGAGGCCGCGGAAGCAGAGGCUGCGUUGAUAGUAGAAGAGAAUCGGCUUGAAAGGGAGCUGACCAAGAGCGGACUGGAUACUUACCAAGAGUCCGUAUUGAAGCCAAUGCGUGUGAUCCUCACCGAUCGAAUCGACAGGGCUACCGCUUGUAUUGAUGAGUUACGCGGCAGACUCUUCGACGACGCCCGGUCUGAAACGCCCGAUCAAACACAGGAGGAAGGGGAUGAAAAGCCAGAGCUCUUGGAAAAGCUUACGCAGCUCAAGUGGCUGUUCGAAGCACGUGAGCAGUUACACCGCGAAGUGUUUGAUUUGAUCAGCGAUCGGGAUGAGAAGUAUAGAGCUGUGGUCCUGCUACCCUAUAAGCAGGCGUCCAACGAGGAUAAAGUGCGCGAGACGAAUGAUUUCUUUGUCACGGAUGCAUUGGACCGCCGGGUGAACUUUGAGGCCGAUGCUCUAGCUCGCCUCGAAUCCUUUCUGGAUGUGAUUGAGGAGAAUGUGGCCCGAGGGGUGGAAAUCCAGCUGUCAGCGUUCUGGGAUAUUGCACCGUCACUGUCAGCGUUGGUGCAGCAAAUCCCUGAGAAGCUCCGCGGCUUUACGAUACAGAUUCCCGCUAACGAAUACGACGAGAACCCGAGUUAUCGUUCACAUCCCUUGCAGUACCUCUAUACACUGGUGUCUCAUGCCGAAAAGUCCAGCUACCAAUACAUCGAGUCGCAAAUCAACCUUUUCUGCCUCCUGCACGAGGUCAAAUCUGCUGUUAUGAAAGCUAGCUGCAAACUGAUGGAGGCGGAGCGGAUUCGUCUCGGCGAUCCCGAGGAUAAAGUGCAAGAGGAGAUGCAGGAGUCUCGAGCGGAUGAAGAGCGCACGUUGACAAGCGAUCUGAAAGACAAGGUGGCUACGGUGGAGGGCCAAUGGGCAGAAGCCCUGGGCAGUGAUAUCCAACGAUUACGCGAACGGGUCAAAGAACAGCUAGUGAUUGAAGAUGGCUGGGAGGACAUGGAGCAGCUGGAGCAGGCGUGAGGAUGGAUGCCCAGUUGGCAAUCAGUGAUGAAGAAGACGGGAAGUUCGCGGUCAAAUCGAGGGCUUAGGCUGGGGGCGUUCCUACUUUUGAAUUUUGCCAUCUAUGGGUUGAGUUUGUGUUGCUGAAAGAUACCCCACAUUCGUUUGCUAUUACCACUAUUUACUGGUCAGGAUGAUGCAUUGGUCAUUGUUGUCGACGGAGUAGUCUCCAU